AUGUUGUAUAUCUACGUCUUGCACAAAAAUAGUACCAGGGAGAGCCGUGACCACUUUGGAAGCAUUUCAGUUAGUAGCUUUUGCCUUGUAUAUGUGUGUGCAUCAUUGAAGGAAACUCCCACAGCCAAAGUCAAGUAUUGUACUGCGUGUAAUCCUGCGAAGUCUACCCACAACAACUUACUUUCCAGUCAUUUCUAUACAUGACAGUCUUGCUACAGGAUGCAGAGGCAGGCGCAUGGAGAUGGAUAGGAUUUAGAUCUGGGCUCUGUAUGCUUGGAGCACGCACAAGACAUCGUCAUGCUAAAGACGUGCAAUAAGGUUUAUGUCGGAAGGAGCUGUUGUUUUCUAC
Molecule: messenger RNA, 349 nt
Organism: Amoebophrya sp. A25
Lineage: Eukaryota; Dinophyceae; Syndiniales; Amoebophryaceae
Source: the annotation of a GenBank genome assembly